AUGCAUGAGAGAUCAAGCACCCAUGAACGUUCAUCCACGAAACAUCCCGUAUCACAGGAAAUUGCUACUACUGUGGACGUCUACGUGGAAGACAAUAAUCAUCGCUGCAAUGAAUUUUUGAUCGCUAAGGGACGUCGACCUGUGUCUCAUUUACCAAAGGCCAAGGAAAUGAUCAAUCGCUCUGCUGUCAUCGUUGGUGAUGAUGUAGAUGUCUAG
Molecule: messenger RNA, 216 nt
Organism: Lichtheimia ornata
Lineage: Eukaryota; Fungi; Mucoromycota; Mucoromycetes; Mucorales; Lichtheimiaceae
Exons: 1
Coding region: 1-216 (71 amino acids)
Source: RefSeq, a predicted model, not a curated record